AUGACUUAUCUAGUGUCUUUAUUUCUUUUGGGUUUAAUUUUUGGGUUGGUGGCGGUUGCGUCUAACCCUGCACCUUAUUUUGCUGCGUUAGGUUUGGUUAUUGCUGCGGGUGCGGGGUGUGGAGUUUUGGUUGGGCAUGGGGGUUCUUUUUUGUCUUUGGUUUUAUUUUUAAUUUACUUGGGAGGUAUGUUGGUUGUGUUUGCUUAUUCUGCGGCUUUGGCUGCGGAGCCUUUUCCAGAAACAUGGGGGGACCGGUCAGUUUUAGUAUAUGUUUUGUUUUAUAUCUUAGGGGUUAUGGCAGUGGUUGGGUGGUUCUGAGGGGGCUGACAUGAGGCUUGUUGAGUUGCCAUUGAUGAGUUGAAGGAAUUGGUGGUGCUUCGGGGAGAUGUUAGUGGUGUGGCUUUAAUAUAUUCUUCAGGUGGUGGUUUGUUAAUGUUAUGUGCCUGGGUUUUACUCUUAACUCUUUUUGUAGUAUUAGAGUUAACACGUGGUUUAAAUCGUGGGACUGUUCGAGCUAUUUAA
Messenger RNA from Esox lucius (northern pike), 522 nucleotides. The record is from the annotation of a RefSeq genome assembly. NCBI's taxonomy places the organism in Eukaryota, Metazoa, Chordata, Actinopteri, Esociformes, Esocidae.